UACACUGAACGAAAUGCGGUCUAAUCAUUACCAGAAUUCUCAUAUUCUUUAUUAAAUAGUUGUAUACUAUUUGGGACAGUGAAGCGAGUUGCUCCUAGUAUGAAACACGAAUUGCCAAACUGUAUCAUAAAUAUAAUACAACUAAAGCUUAUUAGUGUUAUGAAACGUUUGAUAAAGGGUAUUAAUGCAUUUCAAUAUUGACAGUAAUGUUAGCUCAUAGAGUUAACAAAAUUAUUUAGCCACAGCUAUAACCAAUUACAUAAAAAUAAUUGAAGGGCGCCGUAACAGUUAUAAGAUAUUCUUAUAACAGAUAUUAAAAUUUCUUGCCACUGGUUUAAUUACAGACGCUGCUCUAAUGAAAUUAGCUGAUUAAGAUUAUAGGCUUCUUUCAUACCAGUUAUUAUUUAUUUGUAGUCUGAUAAUAAUCUAAUAUAUUAGCCUUUAUGAAAUGUUCACUUACUUGCUAUACACUAUUUUCAUUGCAAAUAUAUUUGGGAAAAUGGGAAUUUAGGUUAAAUGUCAACAUAUAAUUGACACAAAAACGAAGUACCUAUGAAAAAUAAACAUUUAUUUUAAAAUGAGAAAUUUUUAAACGAAUACACAAAUUUGAACUAAAAAAAUACUGAUACAUAACAUUUACCAUUAUAGAGUAUAUAAGGUUAUUUGUUUGUGGUAAUACAGUUCAGAUUGAAAAACAAACUUAUAUGUUUCACUUAUUAUACACAAAAAAAGAAAAGAAAUUUUUUAAGAAUUAGAAUGUGUAUUGGAAUUAUAAAAAAAUUGCUAAUUGCUCGAAAGGAUUUUUAAGUUAUUAUAAAGUGUAAUGUGGAUGUACCUUAAUAUGCAGAACGAAACUCUCUGCCGUUUUCGUUCUCGAUGGUCGCCAGGUGAGCCUAGACGAGCCCUUUCGAAUCGUAAUUGGAGCAAAUAAAUACGGCAAUAUCAAUAGAGUCACUAUAUGUGGAUCCACAUCAUUUUCAUUCUCGACAACUUUGAUUUUUCGCUAUUUCGCCAAGCUUAUUAUAGCUUGAGCAACUUUGGGGAACGUUGCGUAUAGUUGAUCAAUUUUGUCCGGGUACAAAUGGUUAAAAUCACUGUCAAUCUGAAAACAAAGAAUGAAGAAAAAUGAGAAAAAUGAGAAUUCUACAGUCUUUUACCGAACCAAAUUAUGCCUUUAUUAACAAAUUAUCUAUCUAGAAUUACUUACUAUAAAAAAACAUAAGUAUCAUGUACGUACCUUGAAAUGAAGGAAUGAGCCCCGCUAAUCCCCAAUUUUCCAAAAAAAAUGUCCAUGGCAUUUCCAAUUUUUCAUACAAAUACAAGCAUACAAGCACGAAAAAACACAUAAACGAUCUUGUCGAUACAAGCUCCGCGAAAAAAUGCGCCAAAAUUAACGACUUAGAGGUCACGCACCCCACCACCGGCAUAAUUAUGUUACUGGCUAAUAGAAUUGUUUUAAGGGUUAUAAAACGGGAUCUCUAAAAAUACAUAACGUUUAAUACACUUAAUACAGCAGAGAAUGUAUAAAACCGAAUCAUCCCACAAUAAAUCAUUUAGUUAGCUUAACAAGAAUAUUUGUUUCCCCGUAUCAUUCUGUGGUAAUGAAAUGAAAAUUAUUGUUGUUAAUAUGUCGGUUCGCUGUAGAAGCGACAUGUUACAUACACUGUAUAAAAAAUCUUGUAAGUGUUAUGAUAACAAGUCUUGCAGUGCUGGUGUAUUAGGUCAUUUUUUUCUGUGUAGUAGUUCCGAAUCAAUUGUAUCCUGCAUGUCUGGAAGAGCAGCUGCCAAAAUCGAGCAAUUUAUGGAUAAAACAGUCCCUUUUUUUGGAGAUAUUCGCCUAGUGAGAAACGGGGAACGCGUCAAUCGUAGAAGAAGCAAAUCAUUGGAUGGCGUCGAUAAACUCCUUUCGGUCCUAUCGGAUUUCAUAGACACGCAUACUUUUUCGAUAGACCUGACCAACUCCACCGCUCGGCCCUUAGACGAAGGUCUAUCCGAGGCUCGAAAAGGCGGAGGCGGAGGCGGCGGCGGCGGUUACGGGGGAGGCGGUGGUGGUGGAGGAAUGUUCAAUAUGAAAGGGAUAAAGAAGGAACGACAGUAUUAUCAAUACGCCUUCAUGGUGUUGCUGGGCAUCUUCGGGCUCACUGGCCCGCUGGUGAUGAAAAUCCUGGGCGUGAUAGCGGCUAAAUCGCUUUUGGCCGCGAAGGCGGCACUUAUUAUAGUCGGUAGCGUCGCUCUCAAGAAGCUGUUCGAGAACAAUCGUAACGAAAAACCCAAAAUCAAAGUGACGACGCUGCCGAUUCACGAGGAAGACGACGAACACGAUAGAAUAAGUUACUCGUUUAAUCACAUACCUUACGGUUACGUCUCGUAUGGAUUCAACGAUCCUUAUUCCGCGCAUUACCCCGGAAAUAAUAUAAACGAUAACGGGUUCGAACCGGUCACGUAUAGUAAGAAAACCAAUUCCUAACUUUCACUAGCUAGUGCAAUCUCUAAAUUAAUUUAGCUAAUAUUAUUGAAACAAAUCUAUUUAUUUAUUAUUUAUAUUUCUAGAUAUUUAGGUAUUUAUUAUUAAAUAUACGAGUAUUAACUUUAAUAGUUUUGAUUUUAAUUUUAAUUAGAAUCAAAGACAUUACGACUUAUUAUAAAGUCUUUGAUUAGAACAUAGGCAAGGAGAAAAAAAUUAUUUCCAAUUUAAAUUUUUCUGGAUUAUACAGGAAAUAUUCGGUUCUUUUUCUA
This is a messenger RNA of Phyllotreta striolata, 2736 nucleotides long. The record is from the annotation of a GenBank genome assembly. Lineage: Eukaryota; Metazoa; Arthropoda; Insecta; Coleoptera; Chrysomelidae.